CCAGUGAACUCCUCGCUGUGUUCAUCAUAGUGCGUUUUAUCGAGUUUAUGGUCUCCCGUCCACAUUCUGUCUCACUGCUGCUCCAGCUUGGCUUGUUAACUGAAGGAAGACGGACACUACAGGUAAGGAUGAGGCUCUUGGCUGUCUUGGCUACGUGCCUGUGUGGCGUUCUGGCUGUGGAUGAUAUCUGCACAGCAAAGCCCAAGGACCUUCCACUGGAGCCCAUGUGCAUCUACCGCAGCCAAGACACAGCAGGAGAUGAAGCUGCAGAACCAGACAAGAUCCCAGAACUCACCAAUCCCCGUGUGUGGGAGCUGUCAAAGGCCAACAGCCGCUUUGCCCUGGCCCUGUACAAAAACAUGGCUGACUCCAAGUCAGCUACCAGCAAUAUCUUUAUGUCCCCAAUCAGCAUCUCCACUGCCUUCGCAAUGACCAAGCUGGGCGCCUGCAACAAGACGCUUGCGGAGAUCAUGCAGGUGUUCCAGUUUGACUCCAUCAAGGAGAAGACCUCUGACCAGGUGCACUUCUUCUUUGCCAAGCUUAACUGCAGACUGUACCGUAAAGCCGACACGACUGCCGAACUGGUCUCUGCCAACCGACUCUUUGGGGAAAAAUCUUUGGCCUUUAACCAGACCUACCAGAACAUCAGUGAAGUGGUCUAUGGUGCCAAACUCAUGCCCCUCAAUUUCAAAGAGAAACCUGAAUUGUCCCGGAAGACCAUCAAUGACUGGGUUUCCAACAAAACUGAGAACAGGAUCACAGAUGUUAUUCCUGAGGGGGUUCUGAAUGAAAACACAGUUCUUGUGCUCGUCAAUACCAUCUACUUCAAGGGGCAAUGGAUGAACAAGUUUGAAAAGGAAAGCGUCUUCAAGGCCGACUUCCACAAGACCGAUAAGGAAUCUUGCUCUGUGUCAAUGAUGUACCAGGAGAAUAAGUUCCGCUAUGGAAAGUUCCAGAAAGACAAGGUCAAAGUGCUGGAGCUGCCCUAUAAGGGCAACGCAAUCACAAUGGUGCUCAUCCUCCCCAUGACGGGCACCUCCCUGGCCGAGGUGGAGAAGGAUCUGAGUCUGAAGAGGCUCAUGGGUUGGCUGGACACCAUGAAGGAGAUCACAGUGGCCACACAGAUCCCUCGCUUCCGCAUCGAGGACAGCUUCAGUCUGAAGGAGAAGCUCCAGAAAAUGGGCCUGGUUGACCUGUUUGACAGUAACAAGGCCAGCUUACCAGGUAUUCUUGAAAAUGGAAGGGAUGAACUGUUCAUCUCAGAAGCUUUCCAUAAAGCCUUCUUAGAAGUGAAUGAGGAAGGCAGCGAGGCUGCAGCCAGCACAGUACUCAUUGCUAUGGGCCGUUCCAUCAACCUGAACCGGGAGGUGUUCAUUGCCAACAAGCCCUUCCUGCUGAUGAUCCGGGAGGCCUCCAUCAAUGCCAUGAUCUUCAUGGGUCGUGUAGCAGACCCUUGCGGGAGCAGCGAAUAAAACUCAUAGCGGAGCCCUUGAUCCCAGUCUAUGGCUAUCGCAAACAGUGACUGUACACCAUCUGAAGUCCACACACAACAAUCUUCAUCUGUGGAGGGCUUUUCUGCCUGCUGUGUUGAAGUUUUGUUAUCUUUUACACUCAAAAAGAGAGCCCACGCACCCCAGUUUUCUUAACCACAUUGUGAAUGUACCACAUUGUGAAUUAAAGUUUUACUGUUCCCAGAUUUCUAUUAUGUAGGUUAAUAUUUUAUUACUAUUUUGAAUGUGAUGGUAAAGGCAUGUAUUUCACAUAGCUGUUCCUAUGUGAAAUUUUUACAGAAGACAAAAACCUCAUUAGAAAAUACUUCUAAACCCAAGAAAUGCUGGCAUCCUUCUGAAAAGACUGCAAGAUCCUUUGGCCCCACAUGGCUUUUGCACAGUAUCUGUGUAGUCAGUCAAUUACACAAUGUCUAAUAAAGUUUAAUCUUUGUAUUUUAAAUCACAUUUAAUUGAUCACAAAUUGAUCAGUCUUCAGAAAGUGAUGAUUUAACAGUGACCUAUAAUACCUGCUGGAUCAUGAGCUCUCCUGAACUAGUGUCAGGGAUCCCUGCAACAGUGGGGUGACUUUCAGUAACUUUUGCCCUUGUGCACUAUUUGCUCUAUUUCUGCACCAAAUGAAAUCCAGUUGCUUUGGAUUAAAUACAUUCUUUACCACA
This is a messenger RNA of Lepisosteus oculatus (spotted gar), 2167 nucleotides long. It is a transcript of the gene serpinc1, whose product is annotated as serpin peptidase inhibitor, clade C (antithrombin), member 1. NCBI's taxonomy places the organism in Eukaryota, Metazoa, Chordata, Actinopteri, Semionotiformes, Lepisosteidae. Gene Ontology annotation, molecular function: serine-type endopeptidase inhibitor activity. The record is from RefSeq and is a predicted model, not a curated record. Gene Ontology annotation, biological process: negative regulation of endopeptidase activity.